CCCAACCAAGCAUUCCACCUCCAUCAAAGAACCUUUUCUCAAUUCAAAAAAAUUGCUUUUCAUCAAAUAUUCACGGCACGCGACCUCCUUCCGAAUCUAAACCAUUGAGUAUUAUUAAAGCACUUUUCCUCUUUGUACUUGCUUGGGCUGGUUUGUAUUAAGUCAUAAAGUACAUUGACUUGGGAUUUGGUGAUGAUAUAAGACGUCAUUUGACGGUCUGCGGUUAAAGGGUACCGAGUUUUGAUUUCCCAACCAGGGAGGGAUUUGAAUUGGAAAGGGAGAAAGUAGAUAUACGGAAAAUUCGAAGAGGAAGAAACAGAGAGACAAGAUGUUUCCUCCGGCUCAGACUCUGAAUUUGGAUAUUACUGCUAUUAGUGGGAUUUGUGGGUGAGUUUGUCCUGUACUGGUGUUUUCAAAUUCACCCAAUAUGAAUGAAUUUUGGGUCUGGAAAGGUGAAGAAAUAUAGAUGGCUUUUGCUAAUUCAUGAGUUAGGUCCGUUUCGAUUGCUUGCUGUAAGUUUGUUUUGAUUGUGGUUUUAUGAGGUAUGAGGAUGUUUCAGUUGAAGCUCUCUUCCAUUGUUCUUGGAAACCUGAGAGUGUCUAUGGCAUGGCGGAGAGCAUUUAAGUCGGUGAUGAUUAUCUCUGGUUUUCUGGUUUUUCUCGCUCGAUGCUCUUUUGGAAUGCCCGCCUUUUCAGCUGCUUUUGGCGAGUUGUUACACACUAGGUUCAUAGGCUUAUGGUAUCUUGCUUUUGGUUUCAAGGACUUAACGGUUCACUCCUAUCUCACAAAACUGCUAACUAACAUGGCUGAAUAGGGAUCGUUGUAUUUUCACCCCAAAUUAUUGAGCAGUUUCGUCGAGGUUCAGCAGAUGGCUUAUCCCUUCAAUUUAUCAUCGUCUGGCUUCUAGGCGAUAUUUUCAAUAUUCUCGGAGCUGUAUUACAAGGUGUUCUACCUACGAUGGUACCUGCUCUCCACAUGAAUUUUACAAAAAGUCUCAUACUAACACACAUACAGAUUAUACUUGCAAUCUAUUACACAAUAGCAGACAUAGUCCUACUUCUCCAAUGCUUCUACUACAGAGGCUUCACCUUCCGCGAUGAAGUAAUUCCACCACCAAAGCCCCUCCAUGCGGACGCAGAAUCCCACAUUGGCGAAGCAAACGAAAGGACAGGACUCCUCCCCACAGUCCGAGAACGUCGUGAAAGUUUCCUCUCCGAAACCUCAGUCUCGGCAUCCCAUCUCUCCCCUGCAGUGCCACUGCAAUCCUCUCCAGCACCGAUAACACAACCAACAACCCGUCUCCAAGCCACACUCUUCAACCUCUUCUCCAUUACUAUGGUUUGCUCAGCGGGCGUAAUGGGUUGGUACAUCUCCGAACGCACGCAAUCCCCACAAUCUGCACCACUUCCAGACAGCGACUCAGCCUUGAAAUUUAACCUUUGGGGUCAAAUCUUCGGCUACCUCUGUGCAGUUCUCUAUCUCGGUUCCCGUAUUCCUCAGAUUCUUCUCAACUAUAGACGCAAAUCCACCUCAGGAGUCAGCAUGUUAUUCUUCCUCUUCGCUUGUAUCGGUAACCUGACAUACGUACUCUCCAUCCUGGCAUACGAGCCCAGAUGCACGGGAAAACACGGCCGAUGUAGAGAUGGUGAGAUGGCACGUCUGUAUGGGAGGUAUAUUGGCGUUAAUGCCUCGUGGCUUGCGGGGAGUCUUGGAACACUAUUCCUGGAUUUGGGGAUCUUUAUACAGUUUUUUAUUUAUCGUGACGCUGAAGAGGGGGAGGUUGCUCAGCAUGGAGAGGGGAGGGAGCACAGACCGCUGCUUGAGAGGGGAGAUUCUUCAAUCUGAAUUUUUGGUUUAACUGGAAAGGGGAGUUAGGUGUUGGGUAUGGAAUCAUAUCAGACUGCAUCGUGUACAUCACAUAAAAGGCAUAUCAUAAAAGUUUUGAAACCAG
This is a messenger RNA of Hymenoscyphus albidus, 1951 nucleotides long. Lineage: Eukaryota; Fungi; Ascomycota; Leotiomycetes; Helotiales; Helotiaceae. The record is from the annotation of a GenBank genome assembly.